GCUCGUCUCCAAGCUCAAUUACCUGUUCUAGCAGAACUGAUGUGAGCGCGAGUUUGCGAGCACGUGCCACGUAAGCUGGAAGAACACCGAAACUCCAAGUAGGCGCGCGAGGACAAAAUAAUUCCUUACACCUGAUAAAAGACCAAGGUGUUUUUUUUUUGACUGGGGAUCUGACAGACCGCGAGGAUGCACUUGUUGUCCGCCAGCUGCGCCUGUGCGCUUCUAAUCCACGCGCUCUUCUGCCAAGUCAAAUCUAUGGAGAGUGUUCACGGUGCGUACGGAGAAACCAUAGAGAUUCCCUGCGGAUUCAGAAAAUUCGAAAAACCAGAAAACAUCGUCAUGGUCAAAUGGAAAUACGAACACGAAACGGGGUUUUUAAAAGAUUUGAUUGUCAAACGAAGCGAUAAGGACGAAGCGAUAUCCAACCAAGAUGCAUACAAGGAUCGUGUGAGCUUGGGGUCCAACUACAGCCUGCUGCUGUCUGAUGUCAAGCUGACCGACCAAGGGACUUUCACCUGCUUUUUGGUGACCUCGGGAAACAUUUUGGAAUACAGAACUACAUUGGAAGUUAUAAAGUCGCCUGCAGGCCUGGAGAUGCUUGACAAAGCAGAGGAGCUGGAGAUUGGCAAACUCACUAAGCUGGGAGUGUGUACUGCUAAAGAUGCUAACCCAGCUGCAGACAUCAUGUGGUUAAAGAACAACCAACCUCUGGUGGAUGAUGGGAAAGGCAUUUUCAUUACCCAGUCUGUGAAGGAGGACCCCGUCACGCUCUCGUCGACCACAACCUCCACUCUCGAGUACUCCGCCAAGAAGGAGGACGACGGCGCUGAGUUCAUCUGCCGCACCAAGCACUCCGUGGAAGAGCACGCGUCCUCUCCAAUUACUAUAACCGUCACCUACUCCACGGAAACCAUCGAACUUCAUGUCACUCCUCAGGAUCUUCUUGUGGAAGGAGUUAACGUUACUCUGAAGUGUGUGGCGGAUGGAAACCCGCCUCCCACCAGCUUUAACUUCCACCUCAAGGGGGAGACGGUGAAAGUGGAAAACAAAAACACGCUGACCAUCCCGAACGUCACACGUGACGCAUCUGGUGAAUACAGGUGUUCUCUGGUGGAUGACCGCGCACUGGAAGCCUCCAAGAACAUCACAGUCAACUACCUAGACUUUAAUUUAAGCCCCUCUGGAAGGAUUGUCAUGAAAACUGGCGAAGCUUUGGAAGUAACUCUUCAGAUUAAUUCUUCUGCUUCACAUAGCGUUUCAUGGAAAAAGAAUGGUGACAUUUUAGACAAAGAGCCAAAGUUCCACAAGAUCGCUUACUCUGACUCUGCUGUCUACGAGUGUGAGGUGACGUUGGGGCCCCUCAGCCGGAAAGCAUCUUUUGAGCUUGUUGUUGAAGGUGCUCCGGUUAUCACCAGCUUGUCCAAACAGCACAGUGACGACGGCAACCACAGAGUCCUCAUCUGUGAGGCCGAAGGAAACCCGAAGCCAGCAGUUACCUGGAACAUCAACGGCACUUUGCUUUAUGAAAGUCCCUUCACCAAUGGAAAGAUAACGCAGAAGUUUGCAGUUGUGCCAUCGGAAAACCUCACCGUCCUGUGCACAGUGUCCAACGAGUUUGGCAGUGAUACUAAAUCUAUCGAUGUGCUUCCUUUACAAUUAAAGCCUGAGAAAAUCCUACCCGAAGACACGGAGAGGAGCAGGGAUCAGACCAAGCUAGUAGUUGGAGUUGUGCUGGGCCUCCUCGUCGCCACCGUGCUCAUUGGCCUGGCAUACUGGCUUUACUUGAAGAAUUCCAAGCAAGGAAGCUGGAAGACUGCAGAGAACGAAAACGGAACCUCUGAGGAGGAGAAAAAGCUGGAGGAGAAAGUGGAGAACAGUCAGAAAGCUGAAGUGUAAAGAAGAGGUGUCCAUUCUGUAAAUGGGGAGUGAGAGUGAGAACAUAGAACUUUUGCACAUUUCUGUCCUGAGGGUGGGAAUGAGAGUGUGCAUUGGGACGAAGACCGCUUGGUUUCAGGGAGACUUCUACAAAAAACAAACAUAUCCACACAUCCCCUAUGCUCAUCAACUCCUCACCCCUCCAUUUAUGAAAAGAAUAAUUAAAAAAAAAAAAACCGAAUGGAUAUUGUGUGUGAUAUACAUAACUCGUCUGCACUACUGAAACCUGUGUAAAACUUGUCUACUUUUAGGAUCCAUGUCUGUUAGAAUGGAACUUUUGGGAAAAGUGUGAAGAUUCAGAUCUUUUUUUUUUCUUUAGCUGUCUUUAGUUGAUGCAAAUAAAGUUUAAAGCUAGACCAAUUGCCUUCUCUGUAAGGAUGUGUAGUUCUGCAUUAGUCUGCCCCCACCCCACCCCACCCCACACUCACCUUCCUCACGUCUUAUUAGUUAAAUCUCGGUGAAGCCACCUCUGCUUCAACAUCAGUAGAACGUAGUAGUAAACGUGUUUAUUCUCCGCUCUUUAAUGUGGUGGAAAAAGUUUUCAAAAUUGAGGGGAAAUUCCUGAAAGGGCUAUGGGUAUAUUCUUAUACUCAGCAUUAGUUAUAGAUGGGGAUUUUUCACGUUGCUGGAAGCUGGUGAUGUUCACAAACUUCUUUGGUGUUGUAUGAAUUCACUUUUUUUUGCCUUUGAUUGUGUGUAACCAGGAAAGAAAAUGGCGGGCAGUGUAGCCUUUUCUUCUACGUACUGUACAUUUGACUAAACGACAUCGAUCGGCUCCUUUUUCAUCACUUCUGUUACUUUUUUUGUGUUGCGUCUCCCAUGAAUUUUUCCGGGGACCUGCAGACAUGAAAGGGUAACUAUUGGUUUGUGUUCAGGAAUGAUUGUUUAUCACGUAGCCAUAACCUCAUUUUGCAAUCCGGGACGCAGAAAGGACAGGAUGCGUGUCUCAAAGUAGCCUUGAUAUGUAUGCCUUCUUUCAUUAAUCUACCUGUAUUGCUUCCAUCAGUGAUGUGCACUAUAGGGUUCAUGUUUCAAGCUCUGUGUAGAAAACUAUGGAAAACACGCAGCUGUACAUGUCACCAUCUUUGGUCCAUUAGGCGUUUAUUGAACUGAAAAAUGUAACAAGACCCGGAUAAAGUUGUGAAGUGUGUGAAUGUAAUUUUCUUUCUUUUUUUACGUUUCUUUUUUUUUUUUUUUGCUAUUUAUAUUGUACAAGAUUAAAUAUCCUGCUAGAUUUUUUUUGUUUUCGGUUUAUUUCAAAUGUCGAUAAAUUGCUUGCUGAAAAUGUAAUUUGCUUCUGUAGUUUGCUCAGCGUCUAGUCAAAUAAUACUCCAAGCAUGUGAUAAUCUCAGACCUCCGAGCUUCUGUCUACUUUGUGGGAAAAAACAAACAAAAAAAAUCUUAAAUUGGAAAAAUCGACCAAAGAAAGUGAACAUUGCCAUGCAAGUAUUGUAAAUAUCUGAUGUUUGUUUUUGUACUUUUGUUUAAAAUAAAGUGUACAUUUGGAAAAGGUA
Molecule: messenger RNA, 3449 nt
Organism: Oryzias melastigma (Indian medaka)
Lineage: Eukaryota; Metazoa; Chordata; Actinopteri; Beloniformes; Adrianichthyidae
Product: CD166 antigen homolog A
Exons: 16
Coding region: 187-1896 (569 amino acids)
Biological process (GO): cell-cell adhesion
Cellular component (GO): cell-cell junction
Molecular function (GO): cell adhesion molecule binding
Source: RefSeq, a predicted model, not a curated record